This is a messenger RNA of Lathyrus sativus (Indian pea), 1185 nucleotides long. The record is from the annotation of a GenBank genome assembly. Lineage: Eukaryota; Viridiplantae; Streptophyta; Magnoliopsida; Fabales; Fabaceae.
AUGGUUAACCCUGCAAAGUGUAGGGUGUACUUCAGGGGUGUGGAAAAUGAGACAAAAAACAAUAUCUUGGCUGCUACUUCGUUUAUGGAAGGGGACUUACCCUUUCGUUACCUGGGGGUUCCUCUCACCAGUAAAAGGCUUUCAACGCAGCACUACAUGAGUUUGGUGGACAGAAUUGUCAACCGGAUUCGUCAUUGGAGCUCCAAAUUAUUGAGCUAUGCCGGCAGACUCCAGCUGAUCAAUAGUACUGUAACUGCUAUAGCAGCUUAUUGGCUGAACUGCCUCCCUUUCCCCAAUCAUGUGAUCAAAACUAUUGAGUCUAUCUGCAGGUCUUUUCUGUGGACAGGUAGCGAGGCGAAGUCGAGGAAAUCCCCAAUUGUGUGGAAGAUGGUUUGUAAGCCUCUGAGGCAGGGAGGGCUGAAUGUGCUGGACUUAUUAGAGUGGAACACAACUUGUUUAACAAAAUUGUUGUGGAACUUAUGCAACAAGAAGGAUUCUCUUUGGGUGAAAUGGAUUCACACUUUCUAUCUCAAGACAACUGAUAUUCUGCAGGUCCAGGAAAAACAAGGUAUGUCUUGGAUUUUCAAAGCUCUUCUUAGACAUAGAACCAUCAUAUUUGCCAUGGAAGAUUGGAAUGAAAUGAAGGAUAGAUACUCUGUGGGAAAAGUGUACCAGUUCCUCAAGAAAGAUGAACCUGAUGUUGGAUGGAAGCACACGUUCUCCAACUCUAUUGCUAGACCUAGAGCCCUUUUUGCUAUGUGGAUGGCUUGCCACCGUCGUCUUGCGACAAGGGGACGGCUCAAAAAGCUUGGCCUUACGACCGAUGACAGUUGUAAAUUCUGCAACAAGGAGGAAAUAAUUGACCACCUCUUAUUCGAUUGCCCGCCGUUCAAGAACUGUUGGCAGCAAAUUCUGGCGUGUUUGGGGAUUCAUCAUUUCCCGUGUGAGUGGCGUGAUGAGCUCAAAUGGUUGGUCACACAUUGUAAAGGGAAAGGCUGGCGGAAGUGCAUAUUGCGUAGUGUUGUAGCGGAAACCAUCUAUGAAGUUUGGAAGUAUCGUAACAAUGUCGUCUUUGGCACUAAUGUGAAUUUGGAGAUUAGAGACUUAGUCAUUUCUACCCUUGCAAAUAGAGGGUGGGUCAAUUCUAGGAUGAGACAUCAUAUUGCUACACUUUUUAUAGAAUAG